Molecule: messenger RNA, 1370 nt
Organism: Andrographis paniculata
Lineage: Eukaryota; Viridiplantae; Streptophyta; Magnoliopsida; Lamiales; Acanthaceae
Product: aspartic proteinase CDR1-like
Exons: 1
Coding region: 1-1290 (429 amino acids)
Biological process (GO): proteolysis
Cellular component (GO): extracellular region
Molecular function (GO): aspartic-type endopeptidase activity
Source: RefSeq, a predicted model, not a curated record
AUGGCAGCAAAACCCUCAACCAAAGCCCUAACCCUAAUCUUCCUCAUCUUCCUGUCCAAUCUUAAUUUCAACGAAGCCGCAGGUUUCAGCGUCGAUCUCAUCCACCGCGACGCCUUCCUCUCCGAUUCUCCGGCCAACUCCUCCGAUCGAUUUCUCCAUGUUCGAAAUGCUCUGCGUCGUUCACACGGCCGUGUUCGAUCAAAAGCCUCCGCCGACGUCCUUCCCGACAAGGGCGCGUAUGUAAUGAAAUUCUCCGUCGGAACGCCGCCGUUGGAGACAGCGGCCAUCGCCGACACCGGCAGCGAUCUGACGUGGAUUCAGUGCAAACCUUGCAGAUUAUGCUUCCCGCAGAACAUCCCACUCUUCGACCCUAAACGCUCCUCCUCUUACAAAACCGUUCCCUGCAAUUCCGACACGUGUCGAAUCGCCGAUCUUCAGACAGCCUGCAACGGCCGGACCUGCACCUACUCCGUCCAGUACGGCGACCGGUCGUUCAGCAGAGGCGACCUCGGCACCGACACGAUUAAGCUCGGCGACACGUCGGUCCCCAAUAUCGUCGUCGGCUGCGGCCACUUCGACCAGGGCUCGUUCGGCUCCGGCACGGCGGGGAUCGUUGGGCUCGGCGGCGGAAAGACAUCUCUGAUAACGCAGCUCGGGAAGAAGAUCGAACACAAGUUUUCUUACUGCCUCGUACCGUUAUUCAGCGAGGGUAGUAAGAAAUCAUCGAAGCUCAAUUUCGGUCAAAACGCCGUCGUUUCAGGCGCCGGAGUGAUUACAACUCCGAUAAUCCCCAAAUCGCCGGAGACCUUCUACUACCUGGAUCUGAAAGGGAUGACGGUGGGGAAUCAACGGCUGGAUCUGGUUCCAUCCAACGGCUCAAAAGAAGGGGAAGAUUCCGGCGCCGGAAACAUAAUCAUCGACUCCGGCACGACGCUGACGUACAUUCCGACUGAAUUUUACGGUCAGGUGAGGCAAUCUGUGAAGCGGCAAAUGAAGCUGAAGGAGAUUAUGGAUCCGGCGGGGCAGCUGGACCUGUGCUUUGAGCUGAGGGAGGGGGAGGAGGCGGCGGUGCCGGCGAUGGCGGCGCAUUUCCGGGGGGCGGAUGUGGAGCUGAAGGCGGUGAAUACUUUUGUGCAGACGAGCGAGAGGAGUUUGUGUCUCGCGUUUGCGGAAGCUUCGGGUCUCGCCAUUUAUGGGAAUAUUGCGCAGGGGAAUUUUCUGGUGGGGUAUGACUUGCAGAAGAAAACGGUGUCGUUUAAGCCCACCGACUGUGCCGCCGGCGGCAAGUGAUAUAUAUAUUUAUAUGUAUAUGUAUAUGUGUGUGUGCUGCUGAGAAUUAGGGUUUUAUUCCCUGUCGCUUUAAGUUGUGU